Messenger RNA from Sinocyclocheilus anshuiensis, 1833 nucleotides. Its product is annotated as ras/Rap GTPase-activating protein SynGAP-like. The transcript has 7 exons. Lineage: Eukaryota; Metazoa; Chordata; Actinopteri; Cypriniformes; Cyprinidae. The annotation marks the transcript as partial. The record is from RefSeq and is a predicted model, not a curated record. Gene Ontology annotation, biological process: regulation of GTPase activity.
GCGCAGGAGAAGAGCACGUAUCUGGGGCUGGUCACUAUCCCGAUCCCCAGUAUAACGGGCCGUCAUUUCGCGGAGCAGUGGUAUCCGGUCAUCCAGCCCAGCGCUCUGGCUAAAGGCGGUGGCGUGGGCAGCGGGAAGAUAAUCAACGCCUCGCUGCGCCUCAAGUGCCGCUACCAGACCAUGAACAUCCUUCCCAUGGAGCUGUACAAGGAGUUCGCCGAGUACGUGACCAACAACUACCGGACUCUGUGCGGCGUCCUGGAGCCGCUGCUGAGCGCCAAGAGCAAGGAGGAGGUGGCCUGUGCGCUGGUGCACAUCCUGCAGAGCACCGGCAAAGCCAAGGACUUCCUGUCUGAUAUGGCCAUGAGUGAGGUGGAUCGCUUCAUCAACCGCGAGCAUGUGCUCUUCAGAGAAAGCACACUGGCCACCAAAGCCAUCGAGGAGUUCCUGAAGCUGAUCGCGCAUCGCUAUCUCAAAGACACCAUCGGAGAGUUCAUCCGCGCGCUGUACGAGUCGGAGGAGAACUGUGAGGUGGAUCCGAUGCGAACGCCUCCGUCGGUGCUGUCGGAUCAUCAGGCUAACCUGCGCAUGUGCUGUGAACUAGCGCUCUGCAAGAUCAUCAACUCACACUGCGUGUUUCCUCGCGAGCUGAAGGAGGUGUUUGCGUCGUGGCGUGUGCGCUGCGCUGAGCGCGGCCGGGAGGACAUCGCUGACCAUCUCAUCAGCUCGUCUCUCUUCCUGCGCUUCCUGUGUCCCGCCAUCAUGUCCCCGUCUCUGUUCAGUAUGACGCAGGAGUAUCCGUCUGAACGCACCUCUCGAACCCUCACGCUCAUCGCCAAGGUGGUGCAGAGCCUGGCCAGCUUUUCCAAGUUCAGUGGGAAGGAGGACUAUCUGGGCUUCAUGAAUGAGUUCCUGGAGAUGGAGUGGGGCUCCAUGCAGCAGUUCCUGUACGAGAUCUCUAAUCUGGAGUGUGUGAGUAACGCCGGGGCGUUCGAGGGCUACAUCGACCUGGGCCGCGAGCUCUCCAUCCUACACAGUCUGCUGUGGGAGGUCAUGGCGCAGCUGAGUAAGGAUGCCAUCCUGAAGCUGGGGCCGCUGCCGCGGUUGCUGAACGACAUUAGCAUGGCACUGAGGAACCCACAGCUGCACCGUCAGGCGAGUCACCAGCCGCCUGAACGCCACCUGACCCGGCCCCCCUUCAGCCGCCUCGCCACCAACGACUUCCAGAGCCUCAUGAUGAGAGACCUCAACAGGACUGAUGCUGGCGUGUGGUUCUCCAAUGUUCUGGUGGUGUGUGUCUCUCGUCAGGUUCUCAGUGUGAAUAAGAGUGUUUCUAUGAUGGACCUGCAGGACUCUCGCAUCAACAGCGUGUCCAACCUGCACUCGGUGAACGACCUGCUGAACUCGUCCCAGGGGUCUCUCGCCGGGGCCCCUCUCAGGGCCGGAGGGCGUGUCUCGGGCGGCUCCAACGUGUCGGGCGGUUUGCGUCUGAGUCACUCGGGCGGCCUGGCCACGGACUCGCUGUCUCAGGCGGCUGCCAUGCAGGUGCCUCUGUCCUUCCAGAACCCUCUGUUCCACCUGGCGUCCGACGGGCCGCAGUACCACACCCCCCCGCCGCCGCUGCUGCUGCCGCCCGAGCCGGAGAACGGACACGUGCCGUCCUUCGCUCACAGCGGCUUCUCCCGCAGCGAGGAUCUGUCGGCCCUGCGCUCACAGAACAGCCUGGUGCAGCCCAACAUCGUGCACUCGCACAGCUACAGCGACGACUUCACACGCCACAACCAGGCCGACUACGCCCGCAGACAGCUCUCGCUGCAGGUGCAGGUGAUCUGA